Messenger RNA from Porites lobata, 348 nucleotides. The record is from the annotation of a GenBank genome assembly. NCBI's taxonomy places the organism in Eukaryota, Metazoa, Cnidaria, Anthozoa, Scleractinia, Poritidae.
UCAGCGUUGAGACUGGUUGGAGGAUCUAGGAGCUCGGAAGGAAGAGUUGAAGUAUUUUAUGAUAACCAGUGGGGAACAGUUUGUGAUGAUUACUGGGAUAUAAAUGAUGCGCGUGUUGUUUGCCAUCAGCUUGGGUAUCCUGGUGCUAUUAGUGCUCCAACGUCUGCCCGAUUCGGGGCUGGAAGUGGUCGAAUCUGGCUGGAUGAUGUAAAUUGCCAAGGCGAUGAAACUUCAAUUGUCUAUUGUGGGCAUAGAGGGUGGGGCAUCAAUAACUGCGGUCACUAUGAAGAUGCUUCAGUAGUAUGUUAUGGACUAGGAUCUGGAGGUAAGAGCGUGCAUGCUUUCUAA